This is a messenger RNA of Penicillium brevicompactum, 681 nucleotides long. Its product is annotated as lysoplasmalogenase. Gene Ontology annotation, cellular component: membrane. The record is from RefSeq and is a predicted model, not a curated record. The coding region runs from base 1 to 681 and encodes 226 amino acids. The transcript has a single exon. Lineage: Eukaryota; Fungi; Ascomycota; Eurotiomycetes; Eurotiales; Aspergillaceae.
AUGCUCUGCUCAGUAGCCUUCCUCAGCCAUCCAUUUUUACUUCCCUCUACUGAGUGGUCCGAUUAUCGCUCUCUCAUCACUGCCGGUCUUGCGUGUUCUUUGUUAGGCGACUUUUGUCUCAUCCCUUCGCGGCGUGAGUUCAACGGCUCGAACGCCAAAGUCUCAAUCUCCGGCAAAUCGGAUUUACAGGGAGAGAUAUCGAGAUUCUUCCAACUUGGUAUCGUCGCCUUCGCGAUAGCUCACAUUCUUUACACUGUGGCCUUCUUUCGAGAUUCCAGCGAAAUCUCGUGGUCGAUAUUUGCCGCUACGUUCCCUGCGACUCUGGGCGCUGCAAAGUGGCUGGGUGUUAUAUACCCCCAGGCAAAUUCCUCACUUCGAUCCAAUGUAUUGAACCUUGCUGUUGCUCCAGAUAUGAAGCCACUGGUCUCUGCUUAUGCUGUGAUCAUUGGAAUCAUGUUUGCUGCCGCGACUUCCACGUCCCCUUCAAUCGUGCCGUCUGACUGGCUGCACUCGCGAGCCGUUGGAGCUGCGAUGUUCGUUGUGAGCGAUCUUUUCGUUGCGAAGAACGCGUUCGGAAAAUCUGUUGCGUCGAAGAGUCGUGGAUGUCUUGAGAUAUUCCUGGGCUACGCGCUUUAUUUCUGGGCCCAAAUAGUCAUCGCAAGAACAGUGGAAGGGGCAUAG